GAGGCGCCUGCCGCUAACAAAAGUCGGCGGCGGCCGUUCUCCCCUUCCUCCCUCCCUCCAUCUCUCCCCGGGCAACAAGUGGCUGGCGGUGGCUUCCCGGGGGAGGCGGCAGCAGCGGCGGCGGGGCUGUGAGGAGGAGGAGGAAGGCGGAACGGCGCUGAAGGAGCGGAGCAGCCCCAGCGCCGGCCGCGGGGCGGUGGAGCCUGCGCCCGGGGGCCGUCCCGCCCGUCCUGCUUGUGGAUUAUAACUGGAGCCGCCUCCCCUGCCCUGACACCCCGGUUGGAAACCGGGGCGGGGAAGGCGUCCCGAUACAUCGUAUUUUUGUUUCUUUUCCCCCCAUUUUUUUUUUUUUUAUUUUUUCUUUGAGGGGCAAGGGAGGGCGUCGGCCACCCGAGAAGAAGCGGAGGAAAUCGCAAGUUUGCUUUGGACAUGUCGCCGUGAGAAAAAAAUAAAACAAACCUACAAUUCCUGGAGUCUCUUCCCACUCCUCCCACCCCCAUCUUUACUACACCCCGGCUCCCGCUCCAUCAUCCGCGGUGGCUCCGCGCCCCGCGGUAGAGAUGCUGCGCGGCGGCGGAGGGAGGCUGCGGUGAGCAUGAAGCCGGCAGGAUGGGAGCGAACAAUGGCAAGCAGUACGGCAGCGAGGGCAAAGGCAGCUCAAGCAUCUCAUCCGACGUGAGUUCAAGUACAGAUCACACACCCACCAAAGCCCAGAAGAAUGCAGCUACCAGUGAAGACUCCGACCUGAGCAUGCGGACGCUCAGCACACCCAGUCCAGCAUUAAUAUUUCCACCGAAUUCCCCCGGUUUCCAGAAUGGCAGAGGGUCGUCGACGUCUUCAUCCUCAGUCACUGGGGAAACUGUUGCCAUGGUCCACUCGCCGCCUCCAACCCGUCUCACUCAUCCCCUCAUCCGGCUGGCGUCCAAGCACCAGAAGGAGCAGGCCAACAUAGACCGGCUGCCCGACCACUCCAUGAUCCAGAUAUUCUCCUUCCUGCCCACCAACCAGCUGUGCCGCUGUGCCCGUGUGUGCCGCCGCUGGUACAACCUUGCCUGGGACCCGCGACUUUGGAGGACUAUUCGCCUGACUGGCGAGACAAUCAACGUAGACAGGGCUCUUAAAGUGCUGACCCGGAGGCUUUGUCAGGAUACACCCAACGUAUGUCUCAUGUUGGAGACGGUAAUUGUUAGUGGCUGCAGGCGGCUCACAGACAGAGGACUCUACACCAUUGCCCAGUGCUGUCCAGAACUGAGGAGGCUGGAGGUGUCUGGCUGUUACAACAUCUCCAAUGAGGCGGUCUUUGAUGUCGUGUCACUGUGCCCAAACCUGGAACACCUGGAUGUGUCAGGCUGCUCCAAAGUAACAUGCAUCAGUUUGACUCGUGAAGCCUCCAUCAAGCUGUCUCCUUUACACGGGAAACAAAUCUCCAUUCGCUACUUGGACAUGACAGACUGCUUCGUCCUGGAGGACGAAGGACUGCACACCAUUGCCGCUCACUGCACUCAACUGACCCACCUGUACCUGCGCCGCUGCGUCCGCAUCACCGACGAGGGUCUCCGCUACCUGAUGAUUUACUGCACGUCCAUUAAGGAACUGAGUGUGAGCGACUGUCGCUUUGUCAGUGACUUCGGCAUGCGGGAGAUCGCCAAGCUGGAGUCGCGCCUCCGAUACCUUAGCAUCGCUCACUGCGGCCGGAUCACAGACGUGGGUAUCCGUUACAUAGCCAAAUACUGCAGCAAGCUGCGCUACCUCAACGCGCGGGGCUGCGAGGGCAUCACGGACCACGGUGUGGAGUACCUCGCCAAAAAUUGCACAAAACUCAAAUCGCUAGAUAUCGGCAAGUGCCCUCUGGUCUCAGACACCGGCCUGGAGUUUCUAGCCCUCAACUGCUUCAACCUGAAGCGCCUGAGCCUGAAAUCAUGUGAGAGCAUCACCGGGCAGGGCCUGCAGAUUGUAGCUGCCAACUGUUUUGACCUGCAGAUGUUGAAUGUGCAGGACUGCGAUGUCUCUGUGGAUGCUCUGCGAUUUGUCAAACGACAUUGCAAGCGCUGUAUUAUAGAGCACACCAACCCUGCCUUCUUCUGAAAGGACACCCCACGCCUGUUCUUACAAUGCAGUAUUAAAAACACUGAUGUAUAAACACACGCUCCCAUAUUCAGUAAUGCUGUCUUUUCUAUAGCUCACGGGAGUCAGCUUUUCUUGUAUGUUGUGGGUGAGGGGAGUUUCUCGAGGACUUUUUCGUUUCCUUUUUGUAUGAUCACUUUUUAAGGUGCGGUGGGUCUCCGUGGAGAGGCUGCCUUAAUGCAAAAGCAAUGAGUGCUCAGCAUCCCCAGUGGGGUGCUAUUUCCAUAACAGCCAUGAUCUUGUCCCAGGCUACAGUAGCUACCUCCAAAGGAAAUAGCACAUAAUCCCUCCUUUGGAAAUGCUACUAAGCUGUGUCAAAUACAUCUGAACUCCAGCUGUGCUCAUGAAGCUGACUAUGCAAUAUGUGUCUGUGUUCCCCAACUUCUUCCAAUACGGCUGAUAAAGCAUCCCCUUGUCUCCAAGUAGUUUCUCUUUGGUAGUCAUCCAUUGUAAUCCCUCAGGAAAUACUGGGUAAUGUUCUUAAACAUACUUGAUUGAAGCGGAAUAAGACCUGCUGGCCGUUGCCGAGCACUCUGCUGAGUGAAUCUGGAGAUUGUGCCCAUGCAUGGAUUCUCUUGGAAGGCCCACCUCCAGGUCACUCGUGCAUCAUCACUAUUUGCCUUCAUUUCUAAAUCCACCCUCUCCUGCAUGUGUAGUACCACCAUCUGGUAGCAGAUAGGGACUUCUGGGUCUGAUAAGCAGUGUUAUAUUCACCUGAGUGAAGGAAAACAGAUGAGAUAUUGGUGGCUUGGCAAAGGGAAAAGCCAGCAAAUCAGCCUGAGAAGCUGCUGUAAUUCUGCAACAAGCUGAGAUAGCACUGUAAGUACACCGGGGACUCUCUGAGGCGUCGUGGAGCAGCUUGCACGGGACAGUCCCAACUGCUGUGCUGCGCGGCUGUCACCAGAAGGUCUGUCUUUGUUCCUUCACUGUAUCUCUUCAGCAGCCGUGGCACCACUGCAGUUGACACUCCCUGAGCAAACCAGGCACGUGCGUUGAGGUAAAUUCAGUAUGUGCCUUAAUAUACAUAGAAACCCGACCCUUUUCUGUAGCCUUCCAGUUCAAAGGGCAGAUGGCUGAUCUCGAGACUUCAAAGAUGUUAGAUAACACCCCUGGGGGCAGAGGGGCUUAGAGUGUUAUUCACAUUAGAUUUAGAUUUUGUGAAACCUUGUUUGUGUGUGUUCCCUUAGGCUGGAGAAACAACUGCUGUUCAACAAGGAAUUAAAACACCAGCAUUGCCCUCUGACACUGGGAGCCCCUUGUAGUCUCAUGGUCACUCUUGCUCAUGCAAGAGCAAGAGUGAUUUGGAGGUUCCUCCAUCUUAUUGCCUCCUUCCCCAGAGCGUGUGGUCAUUUCAUGGUUAUUUUCUGGCAGCAGUUUCUCUGCAUUUUCACAUGUAAUGCUCAGAUCUGAGAGCCAGACACGUUAGGGGUGAUGAUAUUUUCAGGCAGCCCCCCUGCGCCUGACUGACAGGUGAAUUCAUACGUUCAGCUCAAACGCUAUAAAUGUCUCAGUAGAGAACAUAAGAAGGGAAGCACCGUGUCUGGUUUUCAUAAGCAGUAGUUCCAUCAUCUCCAGACAACACUAAUAAAAUCAUUGAUAUGAAGUGAAAAUCCAUAUGCUCAAGAAAAAUACAUAACUGCUGAGGAAAUACUUGUAGCAAUGCUCUCUCAAAUUACAAAAAAGCAAUGGUUUGGACAUGUCCCUGCAGAGGGAACUUGUCCUACUGCUGCAAAAAUUCCUGUAACUUAUGUAUGUUCCACCAGUUUUGAGUUUCUUAACGUACAGGAUGUCAUCAGCUCUGAAUUAUAAAUCAGGUUGUACUAAAGCAAAGAGGGCCAUGGAAAAUGAAUUUGUCAUUGCUACUAUUACUGGUCAGUGACUAAUAGGGGGUGAUACCAUCCUUUGGCCAGUUAAUAUCACUUUGGUUUUCCUUUCUGUAUUUUUAAAAUUAGAGAUUCUUCUCCAGCAAGUAGUACAGUAUAUUUUAUCCGAGCCAGCUAUACUCUCUGUUUAUCCUUUAUCUCAAAAUGGCCCUGAGUAUAGUUAAAUGUUAAGCCCAUUCCUGAGGAUGGUGGGAUUUUGAGCCAUUUGCACUCAUGAAAUAUAAGGCCUCAUUAGUAACAUUUAACUGUUUAUUAAAAAAAAAAAAAAAAAGCUACUUUUCUGGCUAUGCUAAAUUGAGUGAAUAGUGCUACGUGGUUUUUAAGGUUUCUAAUGUUUAAAUUGGCCUGUACUGUACAAAUCUCACUAUAAAGCCUUAAUUUGCUACCAAGAAAUAAAGCAAUAUAUUGGUAACUGA
Aquila chrysaetos chrysaetos is the source of this 4423-nucleotide messenger RNA. It is a transcript of the gene FBXL7, whose product is annotated as F-box and leucine rich repeat protein 7. Bases 610 to 2085 code for a protein of 491 amino acids. Gene Ontology annotation, biological process: SCF-dependent proteasomal ubiquitin-dependent protein catabolic process. Gene Ontology annotation, molecular function: protein binding. Gene Ontology annotation, cellular component: SCF ubiquitin ligase complex. NCBI's taxonomy places the organism in Eukaryota, Metazoa, Chordata, Aves, Accipitriformes, Accipitridae. The record is from RefSeq and is a predicted model, not a curated record. The transcript is spliced from 4 exons.